ACUAUAUAAGUUCCUCUUUUUCAGUUCUUAUUCAGAUGAACCAAGGCUCUGAGUGACUGCAGGAGGCAAAAUGUCAUCAAGAGAAGAUGAAGAUUAUGAAGACAAUUACGAAGAUGAUGGUGAUGUAAAUGAUGAGGUGGAGGAAGAUGAAGCUGAGGAAGAAGUUGAAGAGGAUGAGGAAGAAGAAGAAGAUGAGGAGGAGGUAGAAGUAGAUGAGGAAGAGGAGGAGGAGGAGGAGGAGGAAGAUAAUGAGGAGGAGGAAAAUGAAGAUGAGGAAGAAGAUGAUGAUGAUGAUGAUGAUGAUGAUGAUGAUGAUGAGGAAGAAGAUGACGAAGAAGAUGAAGAUGGUGACAAGAUCUCCGAUAUCAUCGCAAUGGGCUUAAGCGAUCUCGCUGUCUCCAGUAUGCCAGAUGAGCUGGUGCAUAAGAAAAUGCAAAAGAAGAUUCGCAAAAUGAAAGAGGCGGGGGUCGAAAAAGCUGUUAUUAUCGCUGAUACAAAGGCUAUGAUGCAUAAAAUCGAGAAGAAAACACAAAGAAAAAACGCAGCUGCAGCUGGUACAAAGGCUACGAUGCCGAAAACCCAGAAGAAACAAACGAAGAUAAAAGCCACUGCAACUGGAACAAAUGCUGCGAUGCCGAAAACCCAGAAGAAACCAACAAAGAUAAAAGCCACCUUAACUGGUACAAAUGCCACGACACCUAAAGUCCAGAAGAAACAAACGAAGAAAAAAGCUGCUGCAGCAUCUCAUUAAAUAUUUAGCUCAACAGUUUUAUUUUUAUUAUUUAUGUUAUUGUUAUCAUUAUUAUUAGUAAUCGAACCUGAAAAUACAUUGGUCACUUCUACAGCA
Messenger RNA from Danio rerio (zebrafish), 847 nucleotides. The record is from RefSeq and is a predicted model, not a curated record. Lineage: Eukaryota; Metazoa; Chordata; Actinopteri; Cypriniformes; Danionidae.